Messenger RNA from Cadophora gregata, 1788 nucleotides. RefSeq lists its product as uncharacterized. The coding region runs from base 1 to 1788 and encodes 595 amino acids. The record is from RefSeq and is a predicted model, not a curated record. NCBI's taxonomy places the organism in Eukaryota, Fungi, Ascomycota, Leotiomycetes, Helotiales, Ploettnerulaceae. The transcript is spliced from 2 exons.
AUGACAUACGAUCACGUGUAUUCGCAUUCUGCCCUCAAAGCUGAACAGAAUAUUGAUUCUCCCGUUGACUCCAGUUAUCAAUUCACGCUAGUCUUUCUCUAUGCGAGCCUGCUGCAGUCUCUACAAAACCACAGAUCGAGGUUUGUUCUCUUUUGGAAAAACCGACGCAAACCAACAGUUGCAAUUCCAUACAAGAUGUGGGCUGCACCAAAGACUCCUCCCAAGCGUUCUGUUACCGUCUUUGACGACGACGACAGUCCUUCCGCAAAGCGCCGAAGAUUUGCGAUCAGCCCGUCCCAAGACUCUGAUGAGAGUGGUCAAACUCCCCUUGGUAUCACUUUUGGAGAUACUCCUCGAGUCCUUAUUCAGAAGAAUGGUUUCGAGAUGGAGAUUGUAGACUCACAAGACGACGUUGACGCUGAGGAGAUUUCUGCUAAAGCAACCAAGCAAUUCUACGCAAAGAAGAGCUCUGCCCAGCACGUCAAUAACGAUAAAGACAGCCCGGAGCGUGCUUCGGUCAGCUCAAUCAAUAUCGACGAUAUUCCAAUUAUUGCAAGCCCAAAACAUGUCCAGAAUAGACUUAACACCAAGUAUUUCACAUUCAACUUGCGCGAAGUCAAGGCAAUUGUACGUUGGAUGCGUAUGCAUCGAACGUACAAGAUCUCAUCCCACAAGACUGAAUUCAAUGAACUUGUGCAUCACCUUGGCUAUAGCAGCGCAUCACUGAGUCAGAAAGAUCAGAACGAACUGAGAACAAAGCUUCGUACGAAGAUGGGUGCUCUACAUGCGAACAUGAAGAAGUCUGGUGCCCUAGCCGAGGAUUAUGAUGGAUACGAAAGCUCUGGAUCUACUGUUUUUCGUCCUCUGCCAUUCGAGGAGUGGACACUUAUGUGGUACAAGAAAGGCUGGGACGGAAGUCUACAUAGACCAUACCAGAAGAAGUACGAGGCCAUCAUGAAUGAACGAGGCGAUGAUUGCGCAAGCUCCAACGACGCAGGAAAGAAAGGAGCCGGUGCGCAACCUGAACAGGACAUUGAGAACAGAAGCGAACAAGGACAUGAGAAAACAGAGAAACAAAAUAAGACGACACUUACGCUCUCCGACGACGAAUUUGAUGGCACGGAGCUCUUUAUGGUUGAAGAGACCUCUGAGGUCACUCGGAAGGAAGACCGCCCUCCACCCAAAGAUGAUAAGUCCCGAGACGUUGACGGCUGGAACACUUACCUUCUCAACAAGGAGAUCAUCGACGAGCACGACUGGAAUUACCGUAUUGUCACUGCUCAGCACUUGGGUAUCGACCUUAAGGAACUUGCUGCACUCUACCCCGAUCCAUUCCCUGGCUACGAGCACCCUCCACGCGAAAGCUCUGCCUUCCCUGUAACUCCAACACGAUCUGUUGCGUCUUCUGCCCAGUCCACGCCUUCUACACCAUCCCCAGCGCCUACCAAGACCACAGAUAGACCUGACUCUGACGAGUCUAUCUCUCUAGAGGUUACCGAUUCAGAGGACGAUAGAGUUCCCGGAACCAGAGCGAUUCAGUAUGUCAAUGAUAGCGAUGAGGAUAUGGGUGAUGAUGAAAUGGAGGAAGAAGAUCUGGCUGAUGAUGCUGAGCUGCAUGCUGGCCACCAGAGUCAAGGAUCCACCACUAACGCUGUCCAACACGCGACUGACACACAAAUCACCACUCAAGCGCCCAGUACACCUAAACGUCCGAUCAGCCGCCAGUCCCAUACUCCGCGAUCUGUCACGCCAAGUAUCUAUACUGCGAUCUGGUCUCCAAAGCAGUGA